AUGGAAAUCACCCCCCACACACACCACGUGGCUCGAGUCCAGAAAAAACGAGGUCUAGUCUGGAACGUGGGUCGAGUCCGGAACAAGGGUCGAGUCGGGACCGGGAACAAGGGUUGGGUCGGGAAUGGGAACAAGGGUCCACUCGAGAAGGGGAACGAGGGUCCAGUCGAGAAGGGGAACAAGGGUUGGGUCGGGAACGGGAACGAGGGUCGAGUCCAGAAGGGGAACAAGGGUCGAGAACAAGGGCCAAGUCCAAUCCGUCCGCACUCCAGCACCCAACGACCAGAAGAUGAACGGUCAAGAGCCUCGAGUCUGUCUCAAGAAGACCGCGCACCAGGAAGUGAGCAACCCCAAUCUAGACAGGCAGGGAUCGUGGAAAAACCCAGUCGCAAUGAAACUGGCGACCAAACUGGCAUCCGUGAGGACGACUUAGGUGACCAUCCAGAACAACAAGAAGAAGUGUUGCAAAACACGGGUGGCUCAACUGGGUCAUCGUCGAAUCAGGAACAAAACAACAUGAGGCAAGACUCGAAGCACUUGCUGUUUCAAAUGAGUCAACAUGAGCUGGUCAACGCUCCUGGCUUUCUCGAGCCAAAGUUUUGCAACCCCCCAGACCCAGACACGGCCUCACACAUCAACAUAGGUGCUCCUGAACCCAUCUUUGAUGACUUCUACUUGGUCAUCGACGCACUUGUCCAUCCUAACCCCAAACUCUGCCGCGAACUGGUUGUCUUGUUGCUCGAGUCAGUCCAUGUGGUUGGAACCUCAGCUCUCCUACCUGUCAAACCAUCCACCAAAAACAUCCUCGAGCCUGGUCCAAUGUAUCUCGAAAUCACCAUGGUCAAGUAUCUAGUUGCCAUGCUCAACCAGACCUCUUCUCAAGCUCCUGAUCCUGCCGCAAAAGUCUCAACCGCAAUGGUCCAGCUCAACACCUUGACCAAAACAAUUUAUCAGCUCCUCAUUGCCCGCCUCAUUCUAUCGAGUCAAGCAAAGUGUGCAUUGGAAUACCACAAGAAACUCCUCGACGCCAGCACAGACCGUGAUAAACAAGUCAUCAAAUCUCAGUUCAACACCGCCCAUCAACGCUUGUUUGCUGCCCUUAAACCAAUACGUGAAGAAGGCUUUAGCUAUGCCCCUUUGGCUGGUUUCCUGGCGAGUGGAAUACGUGGCUUGAUCACCAUAAUCAAGGAUCGUCGAAAAAUCAGCAAUUCUAUGUCUUGGUCCUUCAUCCUAGCCACCCAUGCCAUUCAUACCCAGGAGCAGCAGGCCACUCAAUCAACCCGCCAGAUCAAAGAGCAAGUCUGGCCCCGCCUCAAUGCGUACAUCCUCCACUUGAUGGCCCAAUUGGAAUGCCCAGCAUAG
Puccinia triticina is the source of this 1362-nucleotide messenger RNA. RefSeq lists its product as uncharacterized. The transcript has 4 exons. NCBI's taxonomy places the organism in Eukaryota, Fungi, Basidiomycota, Pucciniomycetes, Pucciniales, Pucciniaceae. The coding region runs from base 1 to 1362 and encodes 453 amino acids. The record is from RefSeq and is a predicted model, not a curated record.